Molecule: messenger RNA, 900 nt
Organism: Lutra lutra (Eurasian river otter)
Lineage: Eukaryota; Metazoa; Chordata; Mammalia; Carnivora; Mustelidae
Gene: TMEM243
Product: transmembrane protein 243
Exons: 4
Coding region: 56-412 (118 amino acids)
Source: RefSeq, a predicted model, not a curated record
GGGAAGUAAUGCCGGCUCAGCUUUGAGUGGCCUGGGAGAGCGAAGAAACCCUAAAAUGGAGGACUUUUCUACCAGGACCUAUGGCACCAGCGGCCUGGACAACAGACCUCUGUUCGGAGAGACGUCGGCCAAGGAUCGAAUCAUCAAUUUAGUUGUUGGCAGCUUAACAUCCUUGUUGAUCCUAGUCACGCUGAUCAGUGCUUUUGUUUUCCCUCAACUACCUCCAAAACCGUUGAAUAUAUUUUUUGCUGUCUGCAUCUCUUUGAGUAGUAUUACUGCCUGCAUACUUAUCUACUGGUAUCGACAAGGAGACUUAGAACCGAAAUUUAGAAAUUUAAUUUACUAUAUCUUAUUUUCUAUCAUCAUGUUAUGUAUAUGUGCGAACCUGUACUUCCAUGACGUGGGAAGGUGAGGCUGCCAAGGAGAAAUACUGACCAGGUCUCUUCAAAGCUAUACGUGAGGACUAUGAGUCAGAGCUGGGUAAGCUGUGCUGAAGAAUCUCCUGCACAAGUCUGAUACAUGAUUUUCAUGUUAACUGUAAAUCUUAAAUUCCCUCUUGCAGGGGACACAUAUCCUAGAUUGCUUUGCUUUUUCUUUAAGGAGGUGGUGUUGCACUAAAACAUUCCAACCCUUAAAGCUCAAAUGGCACAAGCAAUUUUCACUUUUGAAAUUGAACAUUUUUAUAAUGUAAGUGCAUGGCGAAAAGCUAUGUAACAAUCUUGCAUUUUAAGACAAAUAUUCUUUUAUUUCUGUUAAACUGAAUAUACAAUUAUUGUUCCCUAGGCAACCAACUUUUCCUUAUAACUACAAUUUCACAUUAACAAAACACAGACGGUGAAAAGACAACUUUGAUUGUGAAGAUCUAAUUACAAUAAUAAAUAAAAUAAUUUAUACAAGGUU